CAGCAGCCACAGCAGGUUGGCGGAGGUCAUCAGCAUCACAACCAGAGAGUCCUGCACAACCCCAAUUUAAGCAAGGAGCGUGACCAUCUCAAAGAUCAUCUCGAGGUUCCAAUUGAUACAUCAGGAAUGUCUGAACAGGAAUUGCAGUUUCAUUACUUCAAAAUGCAUGAUGCAGAUAACAACAAUAAGCUUGAUGGGCAGGAACUUAUCAAAUCUCUCUUUCAUUGGCAUGAUGCAGCCAACCAUGAUGCUGGAAAGACUGGCCAUCCUCCACCUGAACCAAAGCUCUUUACUGAUGACGAGCUGGUAAAUAUGAUAGAUCCAAUUUUACUUCAGGAUGAUAAGAAUAAAGAUGGAUUUAUUGAUUAUCCAGAAUUUGUUCAGGCUCAGCGUAAUGCUGCAGCAGCAGCAAGUGCUAAUGCUGUUUAGAGAUUCUCAUUAACUUAUAAUUUAUAAGUGAUAAGUCAUUUUCUUCAGUGAAAGAUUGCUACCAUAGAAUUAUAGAAAAAGUAUAACUCCCUAAAUGCUUGUGAAAAUAUCUUAGUCAAAGGCUGUGAUUUCACAUUAGUUGUGACAUGGGAUAAGGUAGUUUUCCUAAAAGGAUACAGAGUUUUAGUAUUAAAUAAUUGUAUAGCAAGUACAACCUAUCCUCACUUAAGAGUUCCAUUCCUGAGACCACGUCAUUAAAUGAAUUUGUCACUAAGUGAGGAGCCUACUAUAAUGGUAGAGUUUGUGUUAGCCAUCUUUGAUAUUGUUUUAAUGUCACCUUUGCACCGUUUAUAACAUUUCUGGUAUAUUUUUAAAUGUUUGUACAGUAGUGUACUGUAUAUUGAAAUAAACAGAAUAGAGGAAAUCAGCUGUAAUAUACAUUAUUUAGGUAUGAAUACUGGUCAAAGAGCCCAUCAUAAGUCCGAGGCGUCGGUAAACAAGUACGUCUAAGUGAGGAGAGGCUGUAUUAGGGUUAUAUUUGCCAUAGUUUUUUAAUUCUUAUUGUAUUUGCUGUAUUGUUUUAUAGUUGGUGUUAAAUUAUUGGCAUAUUUUUUGAGGGGGGAGGGGAAGUUUGCUAAAUUUCACCCUUUUAUAAAUUGAUUAUGUUCUUGUAAAAGUCAAUUCUCUGAAUUAUGAACUUUACAUUAGUGAAAAAAUACUAAUCAGUUUAAAGAUAGUGGCUGUAGAACUGAUUCAUAUAAAAAAAAUUUAAUUUUCAGGGUUAAUUGUUUCAUUGAUUUUCUAUUGUUCUCAUCCUUUGAUUCAUUAGAUCCCCACAUAGUUUCACACGUGAUCUUUAACAAGUCUGAUUAUAUAUCAAAACCAAGUGCUAAACCCACAAGUCAUAGAGCACUGCUGAUAUUUUUAAUUAUUAUUACAGCCGAUCUAACAAAAGUUUGUAUGUACCAGUGGUGAAAAAUCAGUAUAAAAGAAAUUGCAUAGGGAAUGUCAGUUGGCCCAAGAGAUUUUUUUUUUUUAACUAAGUGUGAUAAUUUAUAAUCAUUUACUAGUGUGGCAAGGUGGUUCUUGCAUUUUGAUUUUUUUUUUCCCUGUCAUUGAACAUCUGCAUUUAUUUAUUACUGGUACAUAAGUAAUUUUUGUCAUUUUUGAAAGUCUGUCAUGUGUAUUGUAAAAAGUGCUAAACCUACAAGGGUCAUACAGCACAGGUCCCAUGUAAAUUAAAUUCUAAUGUUAUGCAAGACAUUUAAGGCCACAAACCAUUUUACCUUUUAACAUGACAGGUAGGGCCAUAUUUAUAUUUUGUGAUUGUAAUCUGUUGAACAAAUUAGUUUAGUUUUAAAUCUUUCCAUUGAUAAAUGUCACAAUAUUAAUGUACACAAAUCAUAAUAUUUAUUUUAUGUUUGACUAAUAGUAACUGAUCUGUCAUAUUUUUACACUUAGACAUGCUAGCCAACUGUGGUAUAUUAAUUUAUUACCAUGGUGUACUGAGUGAUAAUACUAAGGUCCCAUUGUUUACAAACUGGUUAUGGAUAUAUUUUGUUAAAUAAAAAUUUUUAUUUAUAA
Messenger RNA from Cherax quadricarinatus, 2013 nucleotides. The record is from RefSeq and is a predicted model, not a curated record. NCBI's taxonomy places the organism in Eukaryota, Metazoa, Arthropoda, Malacostraca, Decapoda, Parastacidae.